Astrephomene gubernaculifera is the source of this 6752-nucleotide messenger RNA. The record is from the annotation of a GenBank genome assembly. NCBI's taxonomy places the organism in Eukaryota, Viridiplantae, Chlorophyta, Chlorophyceae, Chlamydomonadales, Astrephomenaceae.
UGUACAUAUUUGUAUCGUGAAUAGUAAACACGUGCAUGGCCGCGAGCGAUACAAGAGGAUUGCUAGCUUUUACAUCCCGUUUUCACGUAAGCGCGUUCUGUUGCUCAGCCUUAGAUUUCAGGACAGCUGAUCCCCUCUACUUCGCCAGUUAGGUGGUUAAGGACAUUUGGGGUAUUUUCGGCUUGAGGGAGCCUGACGCACGCGCACCUCGGGGACGCCCUAUAAAACGAGAUGGGCGUCCCCGAAGCCGGGACAGAGGGGCCCCCUGGUGCCCAGCCCCCUGCUAUAGCUCAAACAUCGGGUACCGAGGUGUCACAGUCAGCUCAGGCGUUGCAGCAGUCUCAGCCAAAUGCUUCAACGACUCCAGGCACAGGACCAUCCGUAGUUUCUACUGGGGUAGUUGCUUCAAGUUCAAAUAUAUCUACUCAAUCGUCUGCGACGGCGUUUCCUGUGCCUAACUCACUGGGCCUGUAUGCAUCCUCACAAUCCGGCCUUCCCAUGGGCGCGCCACGGCCUGGUAUGCCUGCAACAAACCCGUUAUUAAACGCAUCUGCAGCUGCUCUUCAACAAACAACCGCAACGGCAGCGGCGAUGUAUAAUACGCUUUUGCGCUUUCCUUCGGCAGCAGCUGGUGCGCAAGGAACCGGGUCUGCAAAUCCCCAGCAGCUCACGCAACAGGCUCCUCAAGGGCUAAGGCCCUUAUAUCAGCCCGGCCUGACAGCUCAGUCGCUUCCUCCCCACGUCCUGCAAGCUAUGCAAGGCCUCCAGGCAGCUCAAGCCCAACUGCAAGCCACGGCGCAGGCCAACGCUGCAGCCCAAGCCGCCCACGCCCAGGCACAAGCGCAGCUGCAGGCAGCCGAAGCUGCCAAAGCGGCCCAGCAGGCCGCUGGUAGUAUGCCUCCCAGCGCCACUUCUCCCGAGACAAGCCAGCCAGGCGCGCUCGCAAACAACCCACCUGGUGCGCUUCCCCCUGCGCCAGUAGGCCCCGGAGGUAACGGCGCACCAGCUCCUGGCUCCUUGCAGCCCUCCGCUCUGCCGCCCAGCCCUGCUGCGGCGAUGCAAGCCCUUGCCUCCGCCCAAGCAGCGUUACAGGCUGCUCAGGCGCAGAUGGCAGCAGCAGCGGCUGCUGCCGCUGCUGCCGCCGCAGGCCAGGCCCAGAGCCAGGCGGCGGGUGGCCAGGGUGCAGCAGGCCAAGGACAGCCCGGCCAGGCUCCAACGCCCGCUCAGGUCCAAGCCCAGUUGCAGGCUCAGGCCAGCUUCCAAGCUCAACUCGUUGCGGCACAGCACCUUCGCAACGCCGCGGCCGCCGCGGCUGCAGGCGGCCAGCCAGGCCUCGUGCGGCCGCCCUUUCCGGGCGCCUUGCCAGGGCAGCAGCCCUCAGGCCCCGCCGCAUCCGCGUCCGGGCCAGGCGGCCAACCGGGCGCUGGCAACCCCCAGCCGCCCGCGCCGCGUCCCUUGCAGCAGCCCGGUGUGGGCCCAGCGGGUGCGAACCCCGUCCUUGCUCAGCCUGGAGUGGCGCCCAGCAUCGCUAGUCAGGCCGCUGCAGCAGCCGCAGCAGCUGCCGCGGCUGCUGCCGUAGCUGCCGGCCAACAGGGCAGGCCGCCCACCCCGCCACCGCCGCCCUCCAUGCCACCGUUGGGGCCUCCAGGGCCGUUGCCGGCCUCACCUCCUCCUUCUGCUGCUGCCGGCGGGGCUGCUGGGCCAUCUUCCUCGGCAUCGGGGCCCAUGCAAGCAGGCCAGCAGGGAAUCGCGCCCCCAGGACCCGCCGGACAAGCCGCUGGUCGCCCGUCGCUUUCGUCCAUCGCAGCCGCGGCGCCGCCUCAGGGAGGAGCCCCUUCCCCAGCAGGACAUCAGCAAGCUGGGGGCUCCGGCCCCACCUCUCCUGGAGGCCUGGGCGGCGGCACGGCUUCCCCGGUUCACCAGCAGCUGCAGCAGCAGAGCCAGCAGGCGCAGCAGCAGCAGCUGCAUCAGCAACAGCAGGCACAGCAGCAGGCACAGCAACAGGCAGCACAGCAGCAGCUGCAACAGCAACAGCAGGCGCAACAACAGAUGCAGCAACAAAUACAGCAGCAGGCGCAGCAGCUGCAACAGAUGCAGCAGCAAGCACAGCAGAUGCAGCAGAUGCCUUUGCACAUGCCUCAGAUUCAGCCGCCAGCACCCCAGCUGCCACCCCCCAUGCACCAGCUGCCACCACCGCCUCCCGUGCACCAUCACGCGCCAACUCACAUGAUUGCAGAGGAGGACGAGUCCUCGGAUGAGUCAGAGGGCGACACCACUUCUCCGCGGAAGCGCCGAGAAAAGCAGAAGAAGAACCAUCGAGGUGGCGGCGGCGGCGGCGGGGGCGGCGACGACGUUGUGUCCAAGGGCAAGAACAAGACGUAUCGAGGAGUGCGACAACGGCCUUGGGGGAAGUGGGCGGCGGAGAUUCGCGACCCAACUGUAGGAGCUCGCAGGUGGCUGGGCACGUUUGACACCGCAGAGGAGGCUGCUCGCGCGUACGACGCAGCUGCUCGCGCCAUCCGCGGACCGGCCGCCCGCUGCAACUUUCCGCUUUCUGCGAGCAACGAGGACAGCCACUACCACUCCCUCGAGGCUCAAGCCGUGGCUACGGUCUCAGCCGGAGGCGGAAUGGGUCAGGGCGGCAUGUCGCAGGGCAUGAUGGGCGGACCCAUGGGUCAGGGGCAGGGCCACAAUGGCGGCAUGGCGUUGGGCGCUGCGGGAGGCCCGGGAGGAAGUGGUUUGGGUGGUGCGGCGGGGCCCGGGCCGCCAGGGCAGGCGGGGCCAGGACAGUUGGGACCCAUGGGUCAGCUGGGCAUUCCGGAGGACCCGGCUGCUGCUGCGAUGGUGGGGCUGGGUGGAGUAUCAGAGCAGCCGAAAGGCAAGCCUCCAGGGCUGCGAGUACGGCCCCCCAAGAGCCAGAAGGGCGGCGCAAAGAGAUCAGGUGCGGACGAGCCGCUCAUUCAAUCCACCAUGCAUGGCGGCCUGGGUCCGGCAGACAUCCACGGAGCCAUGUCGGUCAACGAUGCCAUGGCAGCGGCGGGGUCGGGUGGCCCGCUGCUGGGGCCUAUGCCGGGACUCAACGGCGGCAGCCCCUCGAACUUCCUCCAGAUGCGCGUCAAGACCGGCCUCACCCCCAACUUCAGCGGCUGGCACGGCCCCGUGCCCUCCAGCAUCUUCGCCGGCUCCUCCGGCGGCGGCAUCAUGCUGCCCGAGUGGCCGCCCGCCGGCUCCAUCGGCAGCGCCGCGUCCAUGAUGAUGCUGGGCAUGUCGCCGGGCGGCGAGCUGGGCACCUCGUACGGCAACUACGGCAAGUCUGUUGACAUGCUGGACAUGUGUGCGCAGCUGAUGGAGGCUGGAGGGGAGCUGCUGGAGACGCCGUGGGGCUUGGGCAGCGGACAGGUCGUGGACCCCCUAGCCAACCUCGGCAGCCUUCGCAACGAGCUGGGCCUGCCGCCGGACUUCGCCAAGCACGAGCCGGGCGGCGGUGUGGGCGGUCCCGACGGCGACAUCGACGAGCGCGAGGUGCUGGACGAGAUGAUGAUCCUGGGUACCACACCCACCGACCUCUUCUUCCGCUCGCCAGCCCUCCCGCACGGCUUCCCACAAGCAGGAAACGUGCUGCCAAGCGCCGCCGUGGCGGCGGCGGCGCCCGCCGGUGGAGCAGCGGCUGGCGGCGGCGCUGGUUCCGCCGGCGCCAACACCGUCGCGGCCGCCGCCGGCGGCAGCGGUGGCGCAGGGGCCGUGGUAGCCAUGGGCGGUCCCUUCGGCUCCCGCGGCGGCAGCCCUCCCAGUGACGUGACGGGCGGCAUUCCGGGUGCGCUGGGCAGCUCACCGCUGAGUGCCUUCGUGCACCAGCACCUGGUGGGGGGCGGGGACACGCUGCUGGGGCUGGGGCGGCUGUCGGACGGUGAGGGGCUGCCGCAUGUGAAGCUGGAGGAUGAUGAGUACGACCUCAUGGGCAUGUCGCCGGACGGUCCCUCGCUGGCCGCUAACGGACUGGGCUUCCACCAGCCCGGGUUCGGCACGUUUCUGAAACACCAUGGGGCUGGUGGUUUGGCACCUGGGGCGGUGGCGGCGGCUGCGGGGGGGGCGGCGGGAGGUGAGCUGGGCGGUGCGGCGGGCGAGUCGCAUGAUGGCUUGCCGCCUGAGCUGCCCCAGGCCUUGUCGUUUUCGCUUGGGCUGCCGGGGCAGGGACAGAUGUGAGGACAGAUGUGUUUUGGCUGAGGAGAGCUGAGAGGCAUGGUGUGCGGAAGAAGAAGAGGAAGAACGAGCUUCAAGAUAUCAAGAAGUUAUUGAUGACCAUGCUGCUUAAGGUGAUGAGGCGGACAGGGAUUGUUGAUUGGGUUGGUAGAGGGUUGGUUGCUUUGUAGUAAAUGUGAGGGGCAUCUGCUUUGCCGGGCCUGUGUCUGUUCUUUGCCCAAUUGUAGCGCGCAUGUGCUUCUCACAGCGCUCGCGUGUAAGUGUACGUGUACGUGUGUAAAGCGCUGUGCAGAAAGGAACCCCCGUGUGCACUUCCACUUGUUUUGUAAAUCUGCGUUAAUGGCUGUGCGAUAAUAUUCUGAAGGAUUGUACGUACGUGUAAGUUUCAGCGGUCUAGGGGCGGCGGCGUGUUGUCAGGAAGCCUGCUUACUUGUGUCAAUUCAACCCAACAAAAAAGUGUUGCUUUGUGUGUGCUCUGCCUGCUUGCGACUCCUGUUCCUAAGGAUUUGGUAUUUGCGUGGGUGUUUCUUGCUUGCUGCUUGCUUGGUUACAUGCGCACUUGGGGGCGACCUCACACUGUACGGACAUGUAGUGCGGUCCGUGCGUUAAAGUGCAGAUUGCUGAUGGAGAUGACAGUUGGGUUGGGAGGGAACGUUUCACUCUUAGCUGGGUUCAAGGGGCACUUGGUAAGGUGAUUGUUUAAUCACCCGGCAGGCCCCGGUUAUCAUACUUGGAAGCGUUUUCAGGUUGCGGGUUUGGCUUGGCUUUGCAGAAACGGGCAGAGCAACGACGGAUGGAAUCUGUUUUCGUCUUUUGAGCGUUUGCGUUGUUGCGUCACGCAUGGGACCGACAGACCAUGUGUACUCUCACGCAUAUUCACGUAAUGACGACAUCCUCCAAUGAAAAAUCACGGAAUGCGGGGGCUAUUCCCAUGGUUUCUAGCUUUUCCUUGACCACCACUCCCAGGGCGAUGGUUGCGCUCUGUGGUUAGAUUGUCUCCCGGCUUUUCGUUUGGUCUCAUCCUGCUGCCCCAUUUUGCAGGUUGCCUUUUGACUUGGCCGCUAGUCGUUGGUCGUUGACUUUGGCCUUUUUGAACGCAGCGAUUGUGCCUAGUAGUAUACGUUGUGCAGUUCGCGUCUGCAUCAUGAACCAAGCCUGGGACCAAGAUUGGGCUCUCUUGCUGCACUACCUUUCCAGUUUCCUAGCCUAUUCCGAUGCCUGCGGGUGGCGCGGGUUGAUUGUGCUGCGUUCUCGCUCCCUAAAGGUGAGCUGGUAGCAGCAGCUGCCCUGCGCGUUCCCAGCCUUCCCUACCAGGCAUAUUACCAUUUGCAAAGGACGUCAAAGGGAACACAAGGUGCAUAUGGCCGGGCAUCGGGCUCGGGAUUGAUCUGCUUGGGACAUUCUUUGCGUGUGCGUGUGCGUGUGCGUGUUUCAAUCAAUUGCCUAUGGGUGUUGUGUGGGUGUGGUAACCACAGCUGGUGUUGUGUGGCGUAAAGUGUAAAGUGUAUAUCUGCGCAGCCUGUGCGGCCCCGCAUGUUGGCUCUGCUCACAGCCCUGUGCGGUGGCUAAUGUUUGAUGCUUUCCGGAGGGUGGGGUAGUGAUGAGCAUUCGCCGCCUGCCUCUGUCAAGGAUGGGUGUGUGGGUCAGCAGCUCCUUUGCUGCUUGCGCUAUUUAGCUGCUGCUGCUGCUACUACUACUACUACUAGUAAUAUACGGCAGUGCGCUGGGCUGCUCAGCCGGCAGGCUGACUUUACCGUACGCGCUCCGUACGCUUUUGCAGUGUUUCUGCUUCCUAAAAGGUUCGAGGAGGUUCUGUGCCGAUUCAACUACUCAGGUAGCAAACGUCCAGAUCUAGGAUGUGGGGGAUCCUGGACAUGCGGAGCGAGUUCAGUUCGGUAACACGGGGUGUGUUAGGAAGGCCCUGCGGUUAUGUCCUGGCCGCUGGCGGGCAUGGGUGUGACCGCGACGCUGCUGGCUUGGCUUCGUUUGACGCUCAAGACGUUUCAAGUAAAAGAAACACCGGUUAUGGGUUCUUCCCUCCUUGCAUGUACGGGUUUUCGUUGGGAAGCUAACAACCAACUCUGACGAGGCUGGGUCCUCAUAGACACGCUUUCGCCGCGUUUUCUUUGCUCAUGUAUUGAGGUCUUACUAGUUUACAACUUUGUUCUCGAUGGGACGUUCGGCGAUCGGGGACGCUUCCGUUGGACGCAGCCUUGGCGCGGGUGGUUGCAUGAGUGCUGCGGGAUUUGCUCGGGAAAGGCGGCCUUGGCCGGUAGGGGUGGUGUGGCUUGAGUUGAUUGGGUCUGGAAGAUGCCGCAAGACUACUGGCUUCAUUGCCUCCUUUGGCUGUCAUGCGCCGCUGCUAAUGGGAGGGUGAUGGCUGCGGGGUUUGAGGGGAGGUGGCGGCGACGUGGAGAAGAAAGCGGGGCGGUGGGACCUCAUGGGGCAGGUCCUGGCUGCCUUACGGCCUGCAUUGGGUGUAAUAAUCUGUGGGUAAUGCGCAGUAUUUGCGCGUUCAUGGUCCUCUUUGUCCUCCUGGUUGCAACACAGGC